GUGGAGGAUUUGGUGGCAUGUCUGCUGAUGAUUUGUUUGCUAAUUUGUUUGGUGGAGGUGGAGGUGGAGGUGGAGGAUUUGAUUUUGGUGGUGGAGGAGACUUUUACUACGGCUCAGGUUCAAUGCCUCGUCGUCCUCGUAAAGGUGAAAGCAUGAAAUAUCCUCUUAAUGUCAGUCUGGAAGAUCUCUAUCUUGGUAAACGUACUAAGCUAGCCUUGGAGAAAAAUGUCAUUUGUUCCAACUGUGAAGGUAAGGGCGGCAAGACAGGUGCUACCAAGAAAUGUAAUGCUUGUAAGGGUCGUGGUUUCCAAGUAGCCAUGCGUCAAGUAGGCAUGGGCAUGAUUCAACAAAUGCAAGUACCUUGUCAAGAAUGUGAUCAUACAGGUGAAAUUGCCAAGGAUCGCUGUAAGAAAUGUAAAGGCAAAAAAGUCACUGUUGAGAAGAAGUUCCUUGAAGUCUUUGUUGAAAAGGGUAUGAUGGAUGGACAAAAGAUUGCCAUGAAAGGAGAAGGUGAUCAAGAGCCUGGUGUUGAACCUGGAGAUGUGAUCCUUGUAUUGAGCCAGAAACAACAUGCUGUAUUUACACGCAAGGGCAAUGAUUUACUCUGUAAAGUGAAGGUCACUUUGACAGAAGCUCUUUGUGGAUUCGACAAGGUGGUUGUGACACAUUUAGAUGGCCGUGGUAUUCAAGUCAAACAUCCUGCAGGCAAAGUCAUUCGACCCGGUACUGUGAAACGUAUUCCUCAUGAAGGUAUGCCUACCUAUAAACGCCCUGAUAGUCGUGGUGAUUUGUUCAUUGAGUUUGAUGUUGAAUUUCCCUCGGACGAUUUUGCUACUUCUCAACAACUGGCUAGUUUGGAAUCCUUGUUGCCUAAACGCCCUCAAACAACUGUUCAACAAGAGAUUGUGGAUGAAUGUAGUUUAAUGGAUGCUAGUAUGGAAGCCUUUGGUGCUCAUCAACAAUCUCGUCAUGCUUAUGAUGAAGAUGAAAGUGAUGAUGAACAAGAAGCUGGUGGUGGUGUUCGUUGUGCUCAACAAUAAUAUAUAUAUAUAUAUAGAUUUACCCUUUCAAUGUUUAUGUAUAAAAAAAAAAAAGA
Gilbertella persicaria is the source of this 1096-nucleotide messenger RNA. Its product is annotated as DnaJ C terminal domain-containing protein. The record is from RefSeq and is a predicted model, not a curated record. Gene Ontology annotation, cellular component: cytosol; cytoplasm. The transcript has 3 exons. Lineage: Eukaryota; Fungi; Mucoromycota; Mucoromycetes; Mucorales; Choanephoraceae. Gene Ontology annotation, molecular function: Hsp70 protein binding. Bases 18 to 1040 code for a protein of 340 amino acids. Gene Ontology annotation, biological process: protein refolding.